Molecule: messenger RNA, 2078 nt
Organism: Xenopus laevis (African clawed frog)
Lineage: Eukaryota; Metazoa; Chordata; Amphibia; Anura; Pipidae
Gene: rab5b.L
Product: RAB5B, member RAS oncogene family L homeolog
Exons: 6
Coding region: 678-1325 (215 amino acids)
Cellular component (GO): early endosome membrane; plasma membrane; cytoplasmic vesicle
Molecular function (GO): GTPase activity; GTP binding; G protein activity
Source: RefSeq, a predicted model, not a curated record
AUAGCAUCUGCACCAUCACUUCCUGCGCCUCAUCCAGAAAGCGAACAGCUACCGCUUGCCGAACCAAUUGUUAUUCUGCGUAGUGAGCCGUCCCCUGAGGUGUUGCCAAACGCUAAUUGGUGUACCCGAUCAGCAACCCCUCCCACUUCAGUCACCUUAUUUAGUUUAUGAUUCGCUUCCUCUUUGCUUUACGGUUAUGUCCCUGAGAUAAAGCGUCUGUGAAAAUCGACAAUUCUGUUGGUUUCAGUGCUUGUCACUCAAAGAACCCAAACUUUUUAUUGGACUGAAAAUAUUGCUUGUUACAGAACGUCACUGGAACUUCGCCCACCUACUUGAUUUUUAGUGGCGAACUUGCCUAGCAAUCCGUGACGCGGAGGAGGUUUAGCAGCUCCUCUUAAAUUGUGAUUGGCUACAUGGUAUUUGUCAGGUCUGGCUCUGCCCUACACUGCACUGUAGGCUUGGUUGUCACUCUGCAGUGUUGUGUUCGAUAGGCGGAGUGGGAGCGGCGCUGAGCCCGUGGGAAGGGAGACGGCGGCUGCCGGUAACAGGUAACUUCCGUUUUAAGUGCACUAUUCUGCUUUUGCUUGAAUCUGCUGCCUGUCCUCAGCUUGCCCAGUGAUUGUCCAGAACCUUCCUCCAUCCUCUGGAGCCCUUCUAUUUGUUCCCCAUUCUAGGACAUGGCCGGGAGAGGAGCUGCAAGGCCAAAUGGUCAGUCGCAAGCCAGUAAAAUAUGCCAGUUCAAAUUGGUACUGCUGGGCGAAUCCGCAGUAGGAAAAUCAAGCCUGGUAUUGCGUUUCGUGAAGGGGCAGUUUCAUGAGUUUCAGGAAAGUACCAUUGGUGCGGCAUUUCUCACACAGUCUGUCUGCCUGGAUGACACAACUGUAAAAUUUGAAAUCUGGGAUACAGCAGGACAAGAGAGAUACCACAGCUUGGCACCCAUGUAUUACAGGGGAGCACAGGCUGCCAUUGUGGUGUAUGAUAUCACAAACCAGGAAACAUUUGCCAGAGCCAAGACAUGGGUGAAAGAGUUACAGAGGCAAGCCAGUCCUAACAUUGUGAUAGCUUUGUCAGGGAACAAGGCUGACCUCACUAGUAAACGGAUGGUGGAGUAUGAAGAAGCUCAAGCAUAUGCAGAUGACAACAGCCUGCUGUUUAUGGAAACUUCUGCCAAGACCGCAAUGAAUGUCAAUGACCUGUUUCUUGCAAUAGCUAAGAAGCUGCCAAAAACGGAACCUCAGAACACUAGUGGUGCACCUGGUAGGAGCAGGGGUGUGGAUCUUCAUGAGCAGACCCAGCAGAACAAGAGCCAGUGCUGCAGCAACUGAUAGAAUUAAAGAGCAAGGGAACCAAGAUAAGAUUAAAACCUCUAUUCCUACACCUGCCCUUAUAUGCACCAGAAUACUACUAAGCUCCUUUUCAGCACCUCACUCUUGCCAGGACUUAACACUUCUGCACUCUUGCUUUCCUACUCACCAUCGGAUAACAGCACACAACAAGCCAAUGUGCUUGAAACCUAACCAACCACCUCCCUCUGAGAGCUCCCUGCUAACUGCACUAUUGGGUAUGUUGUUUUGUUUCAAAUAAAAACAAACGCUUCCAAAAAAACACACAGACUACUCUUGGUUACCAAGCAAAGGAUCAUCUGUUGACUACGCCUCCAGAAAAGAGCCAAAAGGAGAAAAAUACAAAGCGGCAAACACUUACUACUCACUUAACUAUAGAUGCAUAUAGUGACUUUAGUAUUGAUCUUUGUUUUGAUUUUAGUCUUCGGUUUUUUUUGUUACAUUUUUUUCUGCUUUUCCUCCAUUUCUUCUUAUUUUGCAGGACCCACCAAUUUUACCUGUCCACAAGAUCUUCAGUCAUAAACGGAGCUUUGUGCUUUGAGACCCAAAAUACCAAGUGUAAACAUAUAUACUAUAUGUAUAUACUUUUACUUUUUUGCGGCACAGCUACGCAAUGUCUGUUAUUUGUGUGUCUGGACUUUGACUGCUGUUUCUGGUAAAUCAUCCAUUGACUAUGAACUUUUACCACUUUGGCCGAAAAACAUCAAGAGCAAUUGAAUAAACAUUGUGAAUUUA